Messenger RNA from Lucilia sericata (common green bottle fly), 2646 nucleotides. It is a transcript of the gene eIF2A, whose product is annotated as eukaryotic translation initiation factor 2A. The record is from RefSeq and is a predicted model, not a curated record. Gene Ontology annotation, molecular function: protein binding; tRNA binding; mRNA binding. The coding region runs from base 16 to 2268 and encodes 750 amino acids. Gene Ontology annotation, cellular component: cytosolic small ribosomal subunit. The transcript is spliced from 7 exons. Gene Ontology annotation, biological process: translational initiation. NCBI's taxonomy places the organism in Eukaryota, Metazoa, Arthropoda, Insecta, Diptera, Calliphoridae.
GGGUAAAUACCUCAUAUGGAUUUUGUUAUAAAAAGCGUUCCGGAACAGAAUUUUCAAUAUGGCAACCAUGUUGUUGAGGUUAGAAUUUUGACAAUGGCUGUGGAUAGCGUUUCUCCUGCACUUGCAAUUCGCUCUAGCGUGGGAAUCGAACUGUGGGCUUCGUCGGGGUCUAAGCAACCCUAUGAGCACAAGGACAACUUACCACGAGAGGAGACGAAACAUUCUCGAUCAAUUUCAUUCAGCCCAGAUGGUCGUUACUUUGCCUAUUCGAAUGGCCGAGAGGUAAUGGUUUUAAGAACAUCGGACUGGCAGCUACAAUGUUCCCUGCCACGUCCGAAGGCUUUUUAUUUGAAAUUCUCACCGCGUGGCAAUUACUUAUGUACCUGGGAAUUGUAUGUCACCACCAAGGAUAUACCCGAGGGUGUGCCGAAUAUGUUUGUGUAUGAAAUGGCCAGCGGUAAGGAGGUAUUUAGCAUUGUGCAGAAGAAACAAAGCGAUUGGGAACCCUCAUGGUCAUCGGACGAAAGCAUUUUUGCUACCGUCAUUGGUGGCGAGGCCUUGUUCUAUGAUCUGACACAAGGUGUUGAGGGUUUCAAUGCAAGUGUUAAGAAAAUAGGCGGCAGUAAGGGUGGUACCUUGUCGGUGGGUCCCGGCAAUAGUCCACCGUUUAUAGCCAUCUAUACACCCGGUGCCAAGGGGGCACCAUCGAUGUGUAAACUCUAUAAGUAUCCAGCAUUGGGUCAAAAUCAAACGGUGGCCUGUAAAAGUUUCUUCAAUGCCGAUCGUGUUGAAUUGGUAUGGAAUCGUCGGGGUACUGGUCUCUUGCUAUUGACCAGUACGGAAGUCGAUAAGACGGGUGCUUCGUAUUAUGGUAAUCAGGCUUUGCACUUUUUGAAUACCAAGGGUGAUUCCUGUUCCGUGCCAUUGUCUAAAGAGGGUCCUGUACAUUGCGUUAAAUGGAGUCCUAAAGCUACUGAAUUUGUGGUAGUUUAUGGUUAUAUGCCUUCUAAGGCGGCUUUAUAUAAUUUAAAAUGUGACGUCGUUUUUGAUUUUGGUGAAGGACCUCGCAAUUGUGCCUAUUUUAAUAGUUUUGGAAAUCUAGUCGUUUUAGCUGGUUUUGGCAACUUGCCCGGCCAUGUGGAAAUUUGGGAUGUAUCGAAAAAGGAGAAGCUUGCCAAUAUUAAAUGUCCCGAUACUACCCAUUUCGAAUGGAAUCCUAAUGGCGAAUAUUUUGUAACCGCUACUACGGCUCCCAGAUUACGCAUAGGCAAUGGUUUCAAAGUUUAUCACUACUCGGGUGCCCUAUUGCACGAGACCAUUUGGCCCCAGGGUCAGGAGCUAUUGGCCGUUGAAUGGCAACAAUUUGCUGAGAAUACAUUUAAAGAACCUAUCAUCACUAAGGUCAAGCAUGAAGGUAUCAAAUCGAGCCAACCGGAGGCAAGUAAGAAGGUUUAUACACCACCACACUUGCGCUUUAUGAGUGAAGGAAAAAAUCCAGAGAAAUUUGUACCACAGUCGCAAAGCACUAUACCAGGACUACCACCAGGUUAUUCUUCCUCACAAGCCAACAAUAAGAAACAGGGUGCUCAAAAGUCUCAUCAACAACAACAGCAACAAAAUCCUAAGGGUUUUAAACAGCAGCAGCAACAUAAUAAGAAUAGAAAAAAUGAGCACAAUAACGAAAACAACCACAACAACAACAACAACAAUGGUGCUAAUAACACUAGAAACAAUAGAGGAGGAAGAGGAGGGGAUAAUAAUAACAGCAAUGGUGGACAACCAGGAGCCAAUAAUUUCAAUAGAAUGAAUAAAAUGCAGGCAGAAGGAACUGUUGACGUAGGAGCUGUAAGUAACAAUGAGCAGCAACAGCAGCAAACAAUGCCGCAACAACAGCAACAUAACAAACGUCAACAAAACCAGCGUCGUCAGCAGCAAAAUCCACAAUUUAAUCAACAAAGAAGACAACAGCAACAGCAGCAACAUAAUCAUGCUAACGCUGGUGAAAAUGUUGCAGCAGCAGUGGAUGGACAACAGCAACAGCAGCAAAAUUUGCAGCAGCCAAACCAACAACAGCAGCAAACUUCUAAAAAGGCCGCUAAUCCUGAAAAGGAGAAAAAAAUACGCAAUGUUGCCAAAAAGUUGUCGGAUAUUAAAAAAUUAAAAGCCCGUCAAGAUCAGGGUGAAGUUUUGGAAUUAAAUCAAUUAAAUAAAAUUGAAAUGGAGUCGAAAUUUCUCGAAGAGCUUAAAGCUUUAAAAUUAUCUGCCUAAGAAGUGAAUCUUUAAAGCUUUUCUUAAACACUCAACUUCCUUUUUUAUUUCGCUACAACUUUUAAAAAAAUAUAAAACAAAAAUUUUCUAAAAUUGCAAAAAAAAAAAAAACUUAAAAUUUAAGAAUUUUUAAAACUAAAAGGGAAGUUAGUUAUGAAUUUGCUUAAAAUUUGCCAAAAUAUUUAAGAAAAAUUUAUUAAAUAUUACAGUUAUUCCUAAAAACUCCCCCCUAAUUUUUGUGUAAAUCUGCCUGCUGUGUUUUUUAAACAAAUUCACAAAAAAAAAAAAAGAAAUUUGUAAUUAUUGGCUUAACUACUGUUUUAUGGUGUCUCUCUUACUUCCUGCCCCACAUGUGUUUCUAAAAUUUUCUCUUCCUUU